AUGGCCAUCGGCCUUGCGGCGGCGUCCCACGCACGCCAGUGGGGGCCCGGCCGCGUGAGCGCGUGCCGCGCUGUGCUGUGCUGUGUGUGGACCCAGCAGCAGCAGCAGCAGCAGCAGCAGGAGCACGGCACGCCGCAGACAGCAGCCAGCCAUGCCGCGACACGCCGAAGGACUGGUCGCCGCCAGGUCCUGCGACAGCCUCGCCAGUUCCUGCAAGGAGAGCGACGCGCCGGAUGCGGACUCGCAGAGCCACACGUUCCGCUGCAAAGUGUUCAAGCGGCCGCGACCGUGCAACCUCUGCCACCAGCCCAUCCACCAGCAGGGCAGCUGCUGCAGAGUGUGCAAGUUCGUCUGCCACAAGGCAUGCGAGAACAAGGUAAGCACAUCUCUGUUAACCACUUCUGCCAUUAAGGAUCGGUGA
Molecule: messenger RNA, 421 nt
Organism: Schistocerca serialis cubense
Lineage: Eukaryota; Metazoa; Arthropoda; Insecta; Orthoptera; Acrididae
Exons: 5
Coding region: 1-411 (136 amino acids)
Source: RefSeq, a predicted model, not a curated record